This is a messenger RNA of Ctenopharyngodon idella (grass carp), 620 nucleotides long. RefSeq names its product LYR motif-containing protein 4B (gene lyrm4b). Gene Ontology annotation, biological process: iron-sulfur cluster assembly. NCBI's taxonomy places the organism in Eukaryota, Metazoa, Chordata, Actinopteri, Cypriniformes, Xenocyprididae. The transcript is spliced from 3 exons. The record is from RefSeq and is a predicted model, not a curated record. Bases 7 to 351 code for a protein of 114 amino acids. Gene Ontology annotation, cellular component: mitochondrion; L-cysteine desulfurase complex.
GAGUGUAUGCACUCAGGCGCGCCUCUUGUAGCUGUUCUUGGGUCCUUGCGUCAAACUGACAGCUUUGUUUCCAUCAUGGCGGCGUCCAGCAGAGAGCAUGUACUAUCACUCUACAGACUGCUUUUGAAAGAGAGCAAGAAAUUCCCCUCGUAUAACUACAGGACAUAUGCUCUACGGAGGGUCCGAGAUGCGUUCAGGGAGAACCGGACAGUGGAAGAUCCAAAAGUUGUGGAGGAGCUGUUGAAUAGGGCCCGGGAGAGUUUGGCCAUCAUCCAAAGACAGGUGUCUAUAGGGAAGAUGUAUGAGAUCCAGAAGACUGUCGUUGAACAGGAGGAAAAGAAGAGCGAUUGAUGUGAUGGUCAAGAGUUCUCAGACGAUAGAGAACUGCUGACUGUUCUUCAAACAUCUGCGUCAGGCUGGUCAUGAUGGUGAUCUGCAUUGGAGACCUUCAUCAGAAUAGAUCCCACGUUCACUCUUUCUGUUUACACAGUCAUUUAAGAUGCAGUGUGUCAGGAACCAAUAUAUAAGACACUGUAGUGUCUAUAUAAGAUGCAGUAGAAAGUGUACAUAAUGUAUUUUUCAUGAUUUGUUAGUGUUACAAUAAAUCCAUGUAAGUUACA